Molecule: messenger RNA, 890 nt
Organism: Cloeon dipterum
Lineage: Eukaryota; Metazoa; Arthropoda; Insecta; Ephemeroptera; Baetidae
Exons: 6
Coding region: 133-813 (226 amino acids)
Source: RefSeq, a predicted model, not a curated record
AAAACAUCAUCAAUUGCUGAAAAAACUACAACGGGAUCACCCACAACCUCAACAGCAGCUCAAGAUUUAAUUACAGAGGCUACCGCGACUACGGCACUCCCAGUCGCCAGCUCCACAAGAAGAACUGAAACUAUGUUAACCACGACAAUAACAAUGCCCACUACUACCUCUAUUACUACUACUACUACUACAACCCCAACAUCAACAACCACUACAACCCCAACAUCAACCACCACCACCACGACAACCACUACAACCCCAACAUCAACAACCACUACAACCCUAACAUCAACAACCACCACCACUCCAACUACAACACCUGCUAAGCGGUGCAAUGGAGUUUCGGAUAUAACAUGUCGGCCAAAAACAACUUGCACAGUAGACACCAAUUUAGCGACUCAACUUCAAUCGUCGGGAGCAAUCGGAAAUGGCUACAUGUUUAGUACAGCGAAUGGCAAGAAAUAUUUCAUCGGUGUCGAUUACAACACUCUUUCUUACGACUCGACCGCAUCAGUUUGCUGUCAAAUAGGCCUGAAGUUAGCCGAGUUUACAACAGCCGACAGUUGGAGUAACUUCAUAGAAUAUUUUAAAACUCUUGCAUUCUCAAGCUGGGAUUUUUUCGGCGAAACUACGGACAAUGGCAAUGGAACGGACACGUGGUGCCUUUCUGGUGCUUUGGUUCCCGCCGGGGUCAUCCCCGACACUUUUUACAACCUUGAGUGCGGAAUUAAGAACCUACUAGUACUGAUUCCCGGCGGUAUUAUCUCGUACAUUGACCCUUACACUACAAUCCACCGAUACUUUUGCGAAUAGCAUAGAGAAAAAUUCAAAAUUAAAAUAAUGAAAUCAUGAAUCACAUGUUGUAACAAAAUAAAUUUGACAGCUCCAUU